This is a messenger RNA of Polistes canadensis, 744 nucleotides long. RefSeq names its product histidine-rich glycoprotein-like. The transcript has a single exon. The record is from RefSeq and is a predicted model, not a curated record. NCBI's taxonomy places the organism in Eukaryota, Metazoa, Arthropoda, Insecta, Hymenoptera, Vespidae. Bases 1 to 744 code for a protein of 247 amino acids.
AUGAGGUGUUUCGCUUUGGUGAUUUGUCUGAUAACGAUUUCGAUCGCUCACUCAAUUUUGGUUGAAAGCCAAAGAGUCAGGAGAGAUGUGUUUGACUUGGAAAUAGCUGCGUCUCAUCAUCAUCAUCAUGAAGAGAAGGGUGGUGGUGAAGAGCAUUUUGCCGAUCAUUACAGCAAGCACGGCGAAAAGGGAGACAAGGGCUAUAAAGGCGGACAUCAUCACGAAAAGGGUGAAAAGGGACACCACGAUAAAGGGGGACACUCGGGACACUAUCACGAGGAUGAAGGACACAAGAAGCAUCAUCACCAUGAUGAUGGUUACUAUGCUGAGCAUCAUAAAGGUGAAAAGGGAGAGAAGGGCCAUAAAUUUCAUGAGAAGGGCCACUAUGGCAAGGGUCAUAGCACCAAGGGGCAUCACGAAGUUCAUAAACUAGAUGAAUUUAAAAAGGACAAAAAGUUCUUUGACGAACACCACGAUUCCGGUCAUCACGAGGAUCAUGGUGGUCACCAUCACGAGCACGGUCAUAAAAAGGGUGGCCAUUUCAAGAAGGGUCAUCACGAUCACGGUCAUCAUGAGGAUAAAUAUGGCAAAAAGGGUCACUUCGAGAAGGGACAUCAUCAUCAUGAUGAAAAGGGUCACAAAGGUGAAGGUGGACACGACGAGCAUUACGAACAUCAUUCCAAGCAUGGUAAAAAAGGUGAACAUGAGGAUCACAAGAAAUGGGGAUUUAAAGAUGGACAUUGA